GCAUUAUGCAGUAGUUUCGUUCAAUCGUGUAAGCAUGCCGGUAGGUUAAAAAUGACGGAAUAAAAAUUAAUUCGGUUUACGGUGAGAAUUUAUUAUAAAAAAACUUGAGCUGAAAUCUUCAGUACUGAGUAAUGACUAGUGAGUACGGACUACUGCACCGCAUAUUGUUAAAAAAAAAAAAUCUAAAACAAAACAAUAAUUGUUAUCAGUUAAGUGCUUGUGGACAGUGAUAAGAAACGAUAAAGUAUAAUAUGCGCACUGCGAAUGCGCCAUAUUGUCAAAAUCUGCAGUCGGCAGAUUUGUAAUUUGAAUUCAAAUUUUUUUUCCAAAAUUAAUUUUUUAUUUAGUUUUUGAUCUAAGACAGCGAGCCGACUUCGGACUUCAAACCCGAAAAAUGGCCGGCAAAGGCUACUUUUUACAUGAAGGACCCGCCUAUUCGUUAGCAUUGAACAAGGAACACACUCAUGUCGUUGUCGCAGGCAGAAACGUGUUCAAGGUUUUCCUCAUCGAUCAAGGCGGCUUUAAAGAAUCUGUUAACUUACGAUGUGGGAAAACAUCGAGCGUACAGAGUUCAUCGAGCAUGGAUGUUGCUUGGAACCCAGCUGAUGAUAACAUACUAGCUACAGCAACUACUGGUGGUGCUGUAGUUACAUGGAACUUAAACAGAUCGUCUCGAAAUAAGCAAGAACAUGUAUUUUAUGACCACAGAAGGACCGUUAACAAGGUAACUUUCCACUGUGUUGAGCCUAACUUACUGAUGUCUGGUUCGCAAGAUGGAACCAUGAAAUGCUUUGAUUUAAGACUAAAAGAACCACCUAAAACGUAUUCGAGUGAUUCUGAAAGCAUUAGAGACGUUCAAUUUAGUCCUCAUAAUUAUAAUAUGUUUGCUGCAGCAUCCGAAAAUGGUACUAUACAAAUUUGGGACUUAAGAAAAAAUGACAAGUGUUUAAACAAAUUUUCUGCACAUAAUGGACCAGUAUUUUCUUGUGAUUGGCAUUCAGAACUUCCUUUCUUGGCAACAGCAAGUCGCGACAAAAGUAUUAAGGUUUGGAAUGUAACCAACAAACCAAUAGCAGAAUAUACAAUUAGCACAAUAGCCCCGGUGGGUCGAAUAAAAUGGCGACCUUAUCGUAGAUACCAUUUAGCAUCUAGUGCGUUAGUCUUGGACUCUGCUAUUAACGUUUGGGAUGUGCGUCGUCCAUAUAUACCUUAUGCUUCAUUCACAAAACAUACUGAUGUUGCGACGUGUAUAGCUUGGAAAGGAGAUCCUUAUGUGCUUUUAUCUACAAACAGGGAUAGUACAUUACAUCAAAACUUCAUUAGUGAAGCUGACUUGCCUUUGGAGAGUUCGAAUCCUCAAGGUAUGGCCAUCAAUAUAAGUGGCGAUCUCGCAUACUGUUGUCCAACCGUUUUAAAUAAAUCUGAAAUUCACAAAGUUGACAAAGGCAAAGAAACAUCUAGGAAAACGUCAACAACAAGUGGAGAGGAAGAAUUGAAUACUUCAAGUCAGAUGAAUGUAUUUCGAGAUCCAAAAGCUACUUUGUGUCUAUCGGAUGAGACUGACUGUUUUCGGACAUGUGCCACCCAGUAUAAACUUAGCGGAAAGCCAUUAGCCGAGCUUUGUGAGCACAAUGCUAAUGUAGCGGCCAGUGUUGGAAAACCAACUAUACAUCUUGUAUGGAAUAUACUGCGAAUUUUAUAUGAUUAUACAUCUCAUAAUACCCCUAAAGAUGACAUUCAAAGUAAUUCAAACAUUGAGAGUAGCUUUGAAGAAGAUGAAGAAGAUUUGGCUGUUUCUAGUAGUGAAGAAGAAGGUCACAAACCAGAAAGAAAGAAACCAUUGGGCGAUUUCUUUUUUGGAGACACAGAAAUGGACCCUUUAGGUGCCGAGCUUGAUCAAUUUGAAACAAUUGGUUUGGGUAUGGAUAGUAAAACUGUCGAUGAAGACAGCAACUGGGUAGUGCCAGCUGAAUCCAUUACUCUGAGACAUGAAAUUUCACACCAUCCAAUCGUCGAUCAUAACUAUAUGCCGGAACUUUCUCCUGUUGCACACAUAUCUGCGACUAGCCGUAAGAUUACUGUACCUGCAUUGCGAAUAACUUCCCCAGCCAAGUUUGAUCCUUGGGAUCCCACUGAAACUGUUGCAAAAGCUCUGCGUUUCCACGUCGACCAAGGUGAUGUCCAAACAGCGGUUUGUGCUCUUAUUGUACUAAAUGACGACGUAAGAAAUGAACUGACUAACCCUAAAAUUCCUAACCAUCUUUUACAAAUCGAAAUGGAACAAUGGAUGUUAGCAUAUAUUGAUCUUUUGAGUAGAUUCAAACUUUGGUCCAAUGCCACAACGGUUAUACAGUUAUCUCGUAUUAAUAGUAUUCAUCAAUUAAACCGUAUUUCUACUUCGGUGUACUUAAGCUGCGGAUGGUGUUACAAAGGGUUGACACGGAGUAGUCGUCACUGUUUCAAUUGUCGACAUUCAGAAUGUGCACGAUGUGCUUUGUGUCAAAGAGUGGUUCGUGGCAUGUACGCCUGGUGUCAAGGGUGUGCUCAUGGCGGACACAUUGGCCACAUGAAACAGUGGUUUUUGGAGAACAAAUACUGCCCAACAGGGUGUGGGCACAUGUGUGAAUACUAAUUUAAACUAAAUGUAAGCAUUAUGUUUAAUUUAUUAUUUGCUAGUUAU
This is a messenger RNA of Adelges cooleyi (spruce gall adelgid), 2680 nucleotides long. It is a transcript of the gene Wdr24, whose product is annotated as GATOR complex protein WDR24. The transcript has 10 exons. NCBI's taxonomy places the organism in Eukaryota, Metazoa, Arthropoda, Insecta, Hemiptera, Adelgidae. The record is from RefSeq and is a predicted model, not a curated record. Gene Ontology annotation, biological process: positive regulation of TOR signaling. The coding region runs from base 395 to 2632 and encodes 745 amino acids. Gene Ontology annotation, molecular function: protein binding.